Solanum lycopersicum (tomato) is the source of this 3635-nucleotide messenger RNA. RefSeq names its product pentatricopeptide repeat-containing protein At5g65560-like. The record is from RefSeq and is a predicted model, not a curated record. Gene Ontology annotation, molecular function: protein binding. Lineage: Eukaryota; Viridiplantae; Streptophyta; Magnoliopsida; Solanales; Solanaceae.
UAUCUCACGAACAUAAUUCUAACCAAUUAGCAAACAAAACCUUUAUUAAACACCACUCAUCUUCUUGCCCAGAAAUUUUUUUGAAAUCUGAGAAUAACCCUAAAAUCUUUUACAGUCCAAAACCUCACAAAAAAGCCAUUGGGGGCCCUUUUGGGCUUUGGCUACUGAGGUUUGAUGCCAUUGCAUUUGCACCUACGGAGUCUCCCCUUUCCCUAUAUUCUCCUCUCUUCCACCAUUUUUUGUUGUGGUCUCCUCAUGACCACGUUCACUCAUGACUCAACACAUCAACACUUCUCCAUUUUCUUCUGAUCAAUCCGACACCAUCUUCAUGAACUCUUCACACUGUUAUCCUCACAUUCACUGCUCGAAAUGGUAAAGCCCCUCAAACCCAUAUUACUCUAUUCCUUAAAUCCGCAUCGAAGGAGCAGAUUCAGGGGUUAUACUUAUCUGGGUCGUCUUCAAUUUUCAUCAAAACCCGAUCUUUUUGAUCAAUCUGAGUCCAUACAAACAGAAGAAAGUAAGAGGCUUUUGUUUAUUGUUUCUAAGGUAUCGGAUAUUUUGUCUAAUCCACGGCUGCAAUGGCAGACAAAUGGAGAGCUUCAGUCAUUGAGCUCCAUAUUAAGACCCCCACACGUCGCAAAAAUCGUUGAGAUACAUGAAAAUACUGAAGUAGCUUUGCAGUUUUUUUACUGGGUUUCUAAGAGGCAUUUUUACAAACAUGAUAGGAACUGCUAUGUUUCCAUGUUGAAUAGGCUUGUUUUUGAUAAGAAGUUUGCUCCUGCUGAUCAUGUGAGGAUCUUGAUGAUCAAAGGUUGUAGAAAUCAGGAGGAAAUGAAAUGGGUUAUUGAGUAUUUAAGUGAACUUAGCAGAAAAGGUCUUGGGUAUACUUUGUAUAGCUUUAAUACUUUGUUGAUUCAAUUGGGUAAGUUUGCGAUGGUUGAGGCAGCUAAGAGUGCUUAUCAAGAAAUCAUGAGCAGUGGAAUGGUGCCGAGUUUACUAACUUUUAACACUAUGAUAAACAUAUUGUGCAAGAAAGGGAGAGUUGAAGAGGCCAAGAUGAUAAUGAGUCAUAUUUAUCAGCGGGAAUUGAGUCCCGAUGUGUUUACAUAUACAUCUCUGAUUCUGGGGCAUUGUAGGAACAGGGACAUGGAUGCAGCAUUUGUGGUAUUUGAUCGGAUGGUUCAGGAUGGAAUAGAUCCGAAUGCAGCAACUUAUACUACUCUUAUAAAUGGACUCUGUUCGGAGGGGAGAGUCGAUGAGGCUAUGGAUAUGCUUGACGAGAUGAUUGAGAAAGGUAUUGAACCCACUGUGUAUACAUACACAGUUCCAGUUAGUUCCUUGUGUGCAGUUGGACGUGAGAAAGAGGCUGUUGAUCUUGUAGUGAACAUGAGAAAGAGGGGAUGUGAACCAAAUGUCCAGACAUAUACAGCUCUAAUUAGUGGACUGUCUCAAUCUGGAUUCCUUGAAGUGGCAAUUGGAUUGUAUAACGACAUGUUGAGAAAAGGUUUGCUCCCAACUAUGGUUACAUUCAAUAUAUUGAUAACUGAAUUGUGUAGAGCAAAAUAUAUAGACAGAGCUUUUAAUAUUUUCCGUUGGAUUGAAGCACAUGGAUACAAACCCAACACUAUAACUUGCAAUGCACUGAUCCAUGGAUUAUGCUUGGUUGGGAAUAUUGAAAGGGCAAUGGUUUUACUAAGUGAAAUGCUAAAGGUGGGUCCGGCUCCAACAGUGAUUACUUAUAAUACCCUCAUUAAUGGCUACCUUAAACGGGGCUUUCUUGACAAUGCUAUGAGACUGCUGGAUUUGAUGAAGAAUAAUGGAUGUAAAGCUGAUGAAUGGACUUAUGCCGAACUUAUUUCUGGUUUCUGCAAGAGGGGCAAGCUUGAUUUAGCUUCAGCUCUCUUCCAGGAAAUGAUAAAGAAUGGUUUAAGUCCAAACAAGGUAAACUAUACAGCUCUAAUUGAUGGUUUGUCGAAGGAAGAGAAAGUAGAUGAUGCACUUGCAUUACUUAAAAGGAUGGAAGAGAGUGGUUGCAGUCCAGGCAUUGAAACUUACAAUGCUAUCAUAAAUGGUUUGUCCAAAAAAAACAGGCUUUUGGAAGUAAAAAGACUAUGUAAUAAGCUGGCAGAAAGUGAACUGCUCCCAAAUGUAAUCACCUACUCAACUUUGAUUAAUGGUCUUUGUAGGAAUGGUGAAACUCAUGUUGCAUUUGAGAUUUUGCAUGAUAUGGAGAGAAGAAAUUGCAUGCCGAACCUGUACACUUACAGUUCGCUAAUCUAUGGCUUAUGUCUUGAAGGUCAGGCUGAUAAAGCAGAGAGCUUACUCGGGGAAAUGGAGAAAAAAGGAUUAGCUCCUGAUUAUGUGACUUAUACUUCACUAAUUGAUGGUUUUGUAGCAUUGGAUAGACUAGAUCAUGCGCUUUUACUUCUUUGCCAGAUGGUUGAUAAGGGUUGUCAACCAAAUUAUAGAACCUUUAGUGUAUUGUUGAAAGGAUUGCAAAAGGAACAUGAAUUGAUUUCAGGGAAGGUCUCCAUCAAGCGUGAAACAGUGUAUAGUAGCACAGCUAUCAAGAAGGAUGUUAGUAUUGAACUGUUACGUACUCUACUAAAUAGAAUGUCGGAAGUUGGUUUUGAGCCGAAUGAAGGCGCAUAUUGCACUUUAAUUCUUGGUCUGUAUAGAGAAGGUAAAACUUAUGAGGCAGACCAGUUGAUUGAACAUAUGAGAGAGAAAGGCUUCAGUCCUACUAGUGCAGCAUAUUGCUCUCUUUUAGUUUCUUAUUGCAACAAUUUAAAAGUGGAUGCCGCUUUGGAAAUAUUUGAUUCAUUGAUUCAACAAGGUUUUCAACCUCCUUUGUCAAUUUAUCAAUCACUCAUUUGUGCUCUCUGUAGAAGUAGCCGACUAAAAGAAGUUGAAGUGCUAUUUGAAAACAUGCUUGAGAAAAAAUGGAACAAUGAUGAGAUUGUUUGGACCAUCCUGAUUGAUGGUUUACUUAAGGAGAGAGAAUCCGAAUUGUGCAUGAAGCUUCUUCAUGUCAUGGAAUCCAAGAGCUGCAAUAUUAGUUUCCAGACAUAUGUCAUCUUGGCAAGAAAAUUGUCCAAACUAGAUGGUUAAUUAAUACGAGUCAAAUGAUUUCAUGAGAAUUGAUCUACAGCCCCAGAAAGCAGAAAUAAAAGCAGCUGCGUGAUUGCUGGUAAGCUGAGUUGUUGCUGAGCUUCAUGAUGAAGGAACUGACCUUUUGCAGGUCAAGUGCACAAGGAUACGUCUUGAUAGUUGUCAAUUCUCACCUGCUGAUUACAAUGUCCAGCAAAGUAGGAAUCAGACCUAAAGGUACUGACUAGAGCAGCCAUAUUGAUUUUUCAACACAUACACCCCGGCCAAAAGGUUUCAUUUCCCCCCCUCUUGUUUUUCUUCUCUAACACAAGAUUCAUUUUAUUAAACUAGAGUGCAGUCGAUUUUUGGAAAUAGCAUGUAGGUGUAACAGAUCAGUUUAUGUACAUAGAUCUCGCUUGGCCUGUGAGUUGAAUACUUUAGAAAUACAUGGCAAUUGAUUUAGAGUUGAGAGGAUGUUGUAGUAUUUGUAUUGUUCAGUCAUAAUUGCAGAUAAUAAAGGUAUCUUCACACAACUUUUUUGGUUC